Heterobilharzia americana is the source of this 2508-nucleotide messenger RNA. The record is from the annotation of a GenBank genome assembly. Lineage: Eukaryota; Metazoa; Platyhelminthes; Trematoda; Strigeidida; Schistosomatidae.
UAACAAUAAAGUGAUUUUGAGACAUUGUUAGAGUUUUCUGUAUUAUUUUUAGUCAUAAAUGGAGAACUUUCCUCUAUAGUGAAUUUGUGGCUUGCAUGAUAUGUAUGUUAGAUUUUGUAAAUUUAAUUUACCCAAAUAUGCUUGCGGCUUUGAACAACUUUUGCUCCUUCUGAUAUUUAAACUAGUUUUCUUCGUUAUUUAUAAACAUUACUUUUACCAGAGUUAUUUAGGUAGUGAUUGCCUCUUUUGUGAUCGAAGUCUUUAGUGCUAGUUGAGUUUUGUUGUUCGGUAUACAAAGCCCAUCUGCACGCAAAUGAAACAUGAAGUCCGAUUGAAUUUAGUAUCAAAUAAUUCAGAUUAAUUGUUUCAUUGUUUAUAUCAACCGUAAUAUUUGUUGCUUUGAUUAUAAUUUGUAGACGAAUUCGACUGCAUAUUAUUUGCAUACUGUAGUUUCAGAACAUAAACGCAACAUUAGACACCCUUGAAGCUGCUAAGCAACUUUCGCUUUGUUGUAAAAUUCCCCCCAAUCAUCAUUUUCACUGAUGGUCAUCACAUUCAAUCUUGGUUCAAUACACCUUUUUAAAGUGUAUCAGACAAAAAUAAAUGAAAAGGAUAGUUAUGGAGUUAUCGUACACCGAUUUUCGGACAACUCUGUGUCGUUAUAGCCUGUGUUGUCGAAAAUUAUUCCAACUUGAAACGACCCGUAUACAUGUAUUAUUUUAGCCUAUUUUUUACAGCUAAUCAGAUACUGUGGAGUACAUGAUUUAUAAGCCAUAUAGUUCACUAUAAAAUAGCGAUUCAUUAGUCCAGUUAUCAAACUGCACAAAAAGAAGGAGUUAGUGGGAAUUGAUUAGUUAUUACAACAUUCAAGAAGGAGGAAAAAUAUAUUGUCAUGAAAUGGGAAGAAUAGUCAGAUAUCGACACUGGUGUGAUCACCUUUAAGCUGUAUUACAAGGCACCUCCACUAAUUUCUUAAGGACACUAUUCAUUCAGUCUGCUAAGGUAAAACUAAAAGUCAAUGAUUUCAUGAAUACGUGUCACGUAUACAUUUGGCUUAUUUGAGGCUAUUUCUCAUCCAACCCUAUUACGACUUCCAUACAAUACAUUAAUCUAGCUAUGCCUUGCGUUACAUCGAUUUAGAUUUUCAACCUCUGUGGCUGGUACAAAUUUCUUUUCUAGAAUUUCGUAACUGACCUUAGCAUUGGUUAAGUCACAUGUAGACAACUAUCGAUAGUGCGUUUAUAACUUCAUGUAAUCCUCCACAAAUAAAAUGAAAUGAUUAUGUAUAGAGCAGUUUCACUUCUUUGGGUCACAAUGCCUUCAAAUAAGUAUAGUUUCUUUGUCCAUCUACAUUUAAAAACAAUUUAUUCGGCACUUUGAAUGCGUGGUGAUGUAAUUUAUGUAUCUCAAGACUAAGCCUUGAAACAGUUUUCCAAACAAGGUAACUUAAGAAUAACCUAAUAAGUAAAAGUGUACCAUUUCAAUCUUCAUUUGUUAUCAUUUGAGUUCACGUGAAAAAGUUUGCUGUUAUGAACCUCGGCAUCAGAAAUGCGGUGUAAUCUAAGGCUUGAUCGCUAAUUUACAUUGAACUUGAAAGCUUUCAUUUCAAAUGAAAUGGGGAAACUUAUUUCGUUCAUCUGCUCACAAUGUUUUUCAUGUCAACCCUACUAACCAAAUAUUUUUAAUAAUUAAAAUGUAAGACAACUAGAGCAGAGCAUACUUAUACUUAUUACAAUAUGCUGAGUUUGAUAGUUUUUUGAAGGCUUUAUCAACCCCUUAGUCAACAUCUUGACCAUACCAUUCAUAUUUGAAUUGAACUUUUAAAAAUGUCUGCAUGAUGCAGUCUAGUGAUAUUGGUGUGCUUAAAUACGUUACUUAUAAUUGUUUAGGUAAUCUGGAAUGUUCCAGUAUGCGGUAAUGGGACAAACCAUAGCCGUAUAAUAUCAGAAAGUCACAACUGUCCAACAACUAAUGUUCUUACAAUCUUUCUAUGCCUCAGUAUGAUGUCCAUUUCAACCACGGAACGGUCUUCUAUCCAAGUAUUUGGUCGAACAUCACUCAACUAUGCUUAUUUAAUAUUGUUUAUCAGUAUUUUGAGAUAUCACACAUUCUAAUUAUAUGCAUUUUGUUUGAUUUGUAGGUGAAUGGGUGACCUUGAAUUUACCAGUCUCUUGGAAGAUGAAGAGGAUCAGGAUACGAUAUAUGAUCGUGGGAAAAAAAGAAUGUUCACCCGCGAAAUACGUUCGAUGUUGUAUGCUUUUGGUGAUGAUGAAAAUCCAUUACCUGAGACGGUCGCCUUAGUUGAAGAUAUAACAGUUCAACAUAUUCUGGAAAUGACUAAAAAGGCCCUGAAAACUGGACGACCAGGAAAAAUAUCCGUCGAGGAUGUUACAUUUCUUGUUCGACGUGAUUCGAAGAAAUUCUCCCGAGUAAAAGAAUUGCUGCUUCUCAGCGAAGAACUGCGACGUGCUCGUAAAGCAUUCGAAGAAAAUGAAUUUGAUGUUCUGA